CUCUAGCUUCACAGCCUCACAUAUUGCUACUAUUGGUCGAUGAUUUGGGAUGGAGCGAUGUUGGAUAUCACGGUUCGCAAAUAAAGACUCCUAAUGUAGACAGACUUGCUCGUGAAGGAGUUAUCCUUGAGAAUUACUAUGUCCAACAAUACUGUACACCAACUAGAGGAUCUCUCAUGACAGGCCGGUAUCCAAUACACACCGGCCUACAACAUCGAGCAAUUCUUAGUUUAACCCCUUUUGGACUUCCUCUAGAAUUCUCCAUUCUACCAGAGAAGUUAAAAGAAGUAGGUUACAAAACACAUCUUGUUGGAAAAUGGCAUUUAGGUCACUAUACAUCUGUGAGUACUCCAACACACAGAGGCUUUGAUUCCUUCUUUGGAUUCUACAACUAUGGACACGACCACUUCAACCACACCCAUGAUGGCUUUUUAGACCUCUUUGAGGGUGAAAAAGUUGCCAGAGGGUACAAAGGACAAUACACUUCCCACCUUUAUGUGCAGGAAGUCGAGAGAAUUGUUGAAGAGCAUAAUUCUUCCAAGCCGUUGUUCUUAUAUAUGGCAUUUGAGAAUGUCCACGACCCAAUUCAGGCACCUGAAAAAUACCUGAACAAAUACAGCUUCAUCAAAGAUAGGGAUAGGCGAACUUAUGCGGCCAUGAUGGAUGUGGUGGAUGAAGCCAUUGGAAAUAUAACACAGGCUUUUAGAGAGAAAGGGUUGUGGAAUGAUACUCUUGUGAUCUUUAGCUCGGACAACGGUGGAGACCCUUUCUACCGCGGCUUCAACUACCCCCUGCGUGGAUACAAGAAGACGUUGUGGGAGGGUGGCGUGAAAGCGUGCGGUUUUGUUCAUGGUCAGAUGCUAAAACGGAAGGGGGUGAUCUCACGUGAUCUCAUUCACGUAACUGAUUGGUAUCCGACUCUUGUUAACCUAGCAGGUGCCACAUUGGAUUCAAACCCUAUGCCAGUGGAUGGCUUUGAUGUAUGGGAAACCAUUUCUAGUGGAACACCUUCACCCAGGACAGAGCUUCUCCAUAAUAUUGACUUUCCUGAGAAAAGACCAGGGCUUUUAUUGACAUAUGACACAUGGUACAGCGGAGCAGCAAUUCGUGUUGGUGACAUGAAGUUAUUGAUGCAUGUACCCAAUGCCACUUGGUACCAGGUUCCAGAAGAAGGUGGAAUCGCUCCAGACAUGGAAGAAAUCUGGGAUCAAAAAACAAACAUCGUAGAACUGGCCCUAUAUAACAUAACCGCUGAUCCUACAGAACGUUACGACGUAAGCCAUAAGUAUCCUAACAUUGUGCGACACCUGAAAGAUCGAAUACAUGAACACUGGAAGACCGCUGUCCCACCGGGGAUCGUUCCGGACGAUAUAAUGGCUUUAGCUGUAGCCAUAAAAAAUAAAGCGUGGGUAUCAUGGAGAGACACUUGCAAUGCCAAAUAAGGGUAUAGAUAUUUCUUCAAAAUGCCCACCUCUAAUAGAAAUCGGUCAAUUUUUGUCGGCGCAAAGAUUUCCCAUCAAUCUCAAAAUAAAACGUUCUUAAAGGCUUUAAAAUGUUUUGGUCGAGAAAAAGAAAUGUUGGUCUUUUUCUUUCCAUCUAUACCACCAGACGUACAAACUCAAAUAUCGCUAAUUUUAAACUGCCAUUUCUCUAAAGGUUACCCAUUACUGACUAAUAUUGCCGAACAAUUAAAGGUUUUGGGUCUGGUCAAAACGUUCUGAUCUGGAAAGUUCGCCAUCCAAACUGUAUUUCGUUGAAAUGUUCAGUAAACGACUCGAAGGAUGGUGAACCUGCAAAAGCACUGGCUAAUUGGCUAAGCGUGAGGUCAAAAUGGAUGGAUAUUAGCCUAGUUCUUUUUUUUUUUUUUCAUGGACUUCGACGAACGCCAGAAAAGAACGGGACUAAUCAUCUUAACAGAACAAGCUCGGUUAGUAAAGGAUUUAUCACGUAGCAAAAGGAUCAUCCGCUUUGCUUAUUUCGAGAGACAGGAAACAAAGCCAACUGUUCUAUGCAGCAGAAUUACUCCACGAAAGUCCUUUAUGUUUUCUUUGUUUUGACUGUCUUCCGCAACUUCUUGCGACUUUAUCGCUGACGUGUCCAAAAAUUAGUUAAUUUUCUCUUGCGAGGUAUCAAAGAAAAAAACAUAUUUUAGGCCUUAUUCUCACUAUUACUUAAAGUAGUGUUCAUAACUGCGAGGAUCGUUUCCUUAUUCGUUUCUUCAACCGCAGUUUAUAGAUAUGAUUUUCAUAGAUUCACAGUCAUGUAUUCACCACUUCAAGGGUCUAUUUGGAAUUAACAUAAUGGCCAACUUCCCAGUUGGCUUAUUAGCGCCUCCUGUAGAGCGCUGCACCAGUAUCACAGAGGUCAUGGGUUAAAAUCUUGUAUAAGCCUGAGUUUUUUUUUUAGGCCUUGUUCUCACUACUCUUUAUGUAGUGUUCUUAACUGUGAGGAUUGCUUCCAUAUUCGUUUCUUCAACCGCAGUUCACAUAUAUGAUUUUCAUAUAUUUACAGUCAUUUACGGGUUUCACCUUGUUGUGUAAGACCGCUGGUGAAUGAAUGGAGGCUUGGGUACAAGGCUAACCGUUAUGUUUAUUCGCUGUGAAACAUUGCAUGACGUAAUAUAUAUUUAUUUAGUUGGUUGGUCAAUAAAAACGAGUCAGUAUA
This is a messenger RNA of Pocillopora damicornis (cauliflower coral), 2664 nucleotides long. Its product is annotated as arylsulfatase B. Lineage: Eukaryota; Metazoa; Cnidaria; Anthozoa; Scleractinia; Pocilloporidae. Gene Ontology annotation, molecular function: sulfuric ester hydrolase activity. The record is from RefSeq and is a predicted model, not a curated record.